Molecule: messenger RNA, 2753 nt
Organism: Actinia tenebrosa (Australian red waratah sea anemone)
Lineage: Eukaryota; Metazoa; Cnidaria; Anthozoa; Actiniaria; Actiniidae
Product: splicing factor 3A subunit 1
Biological process (GO): mRNA cis splicing, via spliceosome; regulation of alternative mRNA splicing, via spliceosome
Cellular component (GO): catalytic step 2 spliceosome; U2-type prespliceosome; U2 snRNP
Molecular function (GO): RNA binding; protein binding
Source: RefSeq, a predicted model, not a curated record
AGCAAUAUGUUGGACGUUUAGCUUCGUAUUUGAGGCUCAAUAUUGCCUUUAGUUUUCAGGAAACUAUCAAAGAUCAACGCCUUUUUUCUGUAAUAUAAUAAUAGGAUCGAAAAGAUGCCUCCUGUUACGCUCGAAAGUGGCGAAAAGAAGGAUGAAGUUGAAGUUUCCAAGCCAACAAUUGGGAUUAUUUAUCCUCCACCUGAGGUCAGAAAUAUUGUGGACAAGACAGCCAGUUUUGUUUCUAGAAAUGGUCCAGAGUUUGAAUCCAGAAUUCGACAGAAUGAAAUAAACAACCCUAAGUUUAAUUUUCUAAAUGCUGGUGAUCCAUACAAUGCAUAUUUCCAGCACAAAGUUAAGGACUUCAAAGAACAGCUUGGCAAAGGUGCUGAACCAUCAAUUGCUUUAUAUCCAAUGCCUACUAAGCCAAAACCACUGAUGCAGCAACAAAUCACCUUACCGGAACCUGUUAUACCCAAGGAACCACCACCAGAAUAUGAGUUUAUUGCUGAUCCUCCAAGUAUUUCAGGACUAGAUCUUGAUAUUGUGAAACUAACAGCACAGUUUGUGGCAAGAAAUGGACGACAGUUUUUGACCAAUCUUAUGUCCAGAGAGCAGAGAAAUUAUCAGUUUGAUUUCCUGAGACCUCAACACAGCCUUUUCAACUACUUCACCAAACUUGUUGAGCAGUAUACUAAGGUGCUAAUUCCUCCAGCUAACAUCAAGGAAAAACUAAGGAAAGAUGUGGAAGAUCCUCACAAGAUUCUUCAUCGUGUAAAGUACAGAGUAGAAUGGCUGAAACACCAGGAGAGGGAGAAGCAAAAACUUGAAGAUGAGAAAGAAAAGGAAAGAGUAGCAUUUGCCUCAGUUGAUUGGCAUGACUUUGUGGUUGUGGAAACGGUUGAGUUCAAGGAAAAUGAAGCAGGAAAUCUUCCUCCACCUGUUACCCAAGAACAACUUGGUGCAAGAAUAUUGGCACAAGAAAGAUAUGAAAAAAUGAAGGAUCAUAAUGUUAAUGAAGAAGCAGAUAUGAAUAUGGAUGUUGAAAUGGAAGUUGACGAACCUUCUGAAGGACCUGGUCAUCUGAGACAACAGCAGAUUGAUAUGGAUGUAGAAAGUAAUGAACCUCCUCAACCUCCUCGCUCAGAAACAGUCAUUAAACCUCCACCCCUCCCUCCCUCCAUUUCUGGAUCAUCAGCACAGAUUCGGCGAGGCUAUGAUCCUAAGGCACCUAAACCAGCACCGCCACCCAUGGUACCAGAGGAGUUUUUGAUCUCCCCUAUUACUGGGGAGCGUGUCCCUGCAUCAGCCAUGGCUGAGCACAUGAAGAUCAACCUUCUUGAUCCUAGAUGGAAGGAGCAAAGAGACAGAGCAAUGAGUGAAAAGAAAACUCAGGAGGAAGUGUAUGCAGAAGGUUUUGCUAUUGGAAGCAGCCUGAAACAACUUGCUGAGAGACGUACAGAUAUCUUUGGUGCUGGUGAUGAGGAAACAGGUAUUGGAAGAAAGAUUGGGGAAGAAGAAGAAAAGAAACCAGAAAAGGUGACCUGGGAUGGCCAUACUGCAUCAAUGGCUGCCACAUCACGAAGGGCGCAGGCAGGAAUCUCUGUAGAACAACAAAUUGAAGCUAUACACAAGUCAAAGGGAUUGAUUCCAUCUGAAGAGUCUGAAAGAAUUGGUCCCAAGGCACCAGAACAUCCAACAAUUGCAGAAAUCUUAAGAAACAAAUCCAAUCUACAACAUUCUGAAGCUGCUCAUCCACCACCACCACCACCACCACCUUCAAUUAUAUCUCCAUUAUCCAUACCUCCCCCUCCCCCUGGAGUAACAACAAUGAUGAAUGCACCCCCACCCCCUCCUCCCUCAAUGCCACCAGCAGCAGCACCACCAAAGUUUAUAGGUCUACCUCCACCACCACCUGGUGGUCACCCAGUGCAUCCACCUCAGUUCAUGAACAUGCCCCCUGCUCCGCCAAUGCAUGCCCCUCCCCCACCACCACAAACAAACAAGCGAGAGCACGAGGACGAAGAAUCAUUAGCUAAGAAGAGCAGAGUAGAAGGACCAGAAGCAAAUCUCAUACCAGAAAACGAGUUCAUCAAGACCAAUCCAAAUCCUGUCACCUUCAAAGUGCAAAUACCCAACCUGCCAGAAAAGAGUGAAUGGAAACUCGAUGGCAACCCGAUAACACUCACACUGCCACCUACAGACCAGAUUUCUGUCAUCAAGGCCAAGAUACACGACGUUACAGGCAUGCCAGCGGGAAAGCAGAAGCUCCAGCUUGGGGGAAUCUUUAUCAAAGACUCCAACUCAUUGGCUUACUAUAAUGUMUCGCCUACAAGCAUGGUGCAGCUUCAACUUAAAGAACGUGGUGGAAGAAAGAAGUGAAAGAAAUGCUAUUCGAAUGUUGUGUUAUUAAAAAGGAUUUAUUAUGCUGAAAAAUUUCGUGUGUAAUAUUUAUGCUGUAGCAAAGUAUGUUGUAUUGAUGUGUUAGAGUGAUCAUGGGCAAAUUAAAGUUUCGUGUGAUGUAGGGCACCCUGCGGCGGCGUGACAUCCAUGACUUGUUGCAUGAACGAAACACUGUGAAAGUGCAAACCCAUUUAUUUCUUUCAUUGCUGCUGUUUUGUACUAUAUAAAUCGUGUUACUACCGUGACUUACGUCAUGUUAACGGCCUUGAUUUGAUUAUAAGUUGUGUAGUGUGACAGUCGUGACUUUCACCAUGAAUAUUUGAAAUAAAGUUCUGAAUAAUAAUAAUAAUAAA